Necator americanus (New World hookworm) is the source of this 867-nucleotide messenger RNA. RefSeq lists its product as uncharacterized. Gene Ontology annotation, molecular function: calcium ion binding. Lineage: Eukaryota; Metazoa; Nematoda; Chromadorea; Rhabditida; Ancylostomatidae. Bases 1 to 867 code for a protein of 288 amino acids. The transcript is spliced from 9 exons. The record is from RefSeq and is a predicted model, not a curated record.
AUGGUUGCGCUGUUUCACCAACAUGUUCGCUGUCACAGCAAGAGAUCAGGGAAAAAUGUCUUCACCAACUUCGGUACUGAAAGGCAGAAGCGAAGACCGAGCCAGUUCGUCCGGGCAAUCCAUCGACUUUACGCAGAUCCAGGGCAAGUCUGCUCGAAUCAAGUCGCGGACCGCCUCUUCCAUCGUCUGUACUGGGCGCUCAGAACUAUACAAUUCAAGAUUUUCUACAAAAACGAAGAGCUGGACGUGGACGAGUUUGUCGAUCGUUGGGAGGUUGGCGUGCAGCCUCCAUCUCUUGAUGAGUUAGCACGAACAACUCGUUUCAAUCGACGAUGGAUCAAAUACAUGUACGCAAAGUUCAAAAAUGAAUGUCCAUCUGGUCGAAUGCGGGAACAAGAAUUCCGGAAUGUUCUUUCGUCAAUCAUCGCUCCGGAAAAAGCCACUGAUCAGUACAUUUCACGUCUUUUCCUCGCCUUUUCGUCUGACGACAAAAAGACUGUGACCUUCCAGAACCUCAUUGAGUGUCUCUCACUUGUUCAACCCAAAACAGCAGAAUCCAAUGCGUUAUGGACAAUUCGAAUCAUUGCUGGUUGUCAAACGGAUCACUUCGCAUUUCCGGAAUUCUUGUCGUUCACACAAGCAGUAUUCGGCCUGAGUGAAGGAAGACAGGGAGAGACUAAUGGAAUCAACGAAACCAAUAAAGAAACAGUGCAACAACGCGCUACUACAGUCUUCAAUGAACUAGAUAGCAAUGGUGAUGGCUUGGUAACGUUAGAAGAUAUGACACGGUUUUUUGAGUCAUUUGAGAUAUCUCCGCAAAUGAGGACAACUACCCAUGGAAAACGGUCAAAUACGUUGUCACCAUGA